AUGACGCCGGUGGCCAUCAUCACUGUUCUAUUAGGAAUUAUCUCCUUAGUUCAAGGCCUAGAAAUCACCUCUCCAAACGCAGGCGACAAAAUCGACAUCCAACAAGGCCUCCCAAUCUCAUGGAUUGUUGAAGAUACCGACAAUCUCACAGCUAACGUCGACAUUCAGCUUUAUUGGAACGAACGCUUUCAAGUAGGCUUGACUUGGUCCGAGCCUGGGAGUACCGUUCCUAUCAAUGAUUCCAGCUACACUUUCCAAUAUACUCGCGAUAAAGAUUACAUUUGGCCGAAAACAGACUACGUUGUUUAUUUGUACGACGGCUCUAACUCCACACAUAAAACUGGCGAAUUCGAAAUAUUCAAUACUGACGGUCGUGUCACUUCCACGACCUCCAUGCCCACUGCAACCCAGAAAGGCUCAAAAAAGGGCCCCUCGGCAUCAGCGUCGGACUCGGUCAGGCUUAAUUCGACAUCUACUCGUCUUCCGCAUCACACACCGAGCGCUUCUUCAGGUAGGCCAAAUGGAUUGGCACAUGACAGCGUAGCAACUGGUAACAUGGGUUUUGUUGAGAUGGGAGGAUCGCUUCUUUGGGGCAUAAUCUUGGUAUAUGUACAGGGCGGACUGAUCUGGACUUGA
Talaromyces marneffei is the source of this 636-nucleotide messenger RNA. RefSeq lists its product as uncharacterized. Lineage: Eukaryota; Fungi; Ascomycota; Eurotiomycetes; Eurotiales; Trichocomaceae. The transcript has 2 exons. The record is from RefSeq and is a predicted model, not a curated record. The coding region runs from base 1 to 636 and encodes 211 amino acids.